This is a messenger RNA of Musca domestica (house fly), 5899 nucleotides long. It is a transcript of the gene Cep164, whose product is annotated as centrosomal protein of 164 kDa. Gene Ontology annotation, molecular function: protein binding. The record is from RefSeq and is a predicted model, not a curated record. Bases 1203 to 5738 code for a protein of 1511 amino acids. NCBI's taxonomy places the organism in Eukaryota, Metazoa, Arthropoda, Insecta, Diptera, Muscidae. The transcript is spliced from 6 exons.
UCACUAUCUAACUUUCAUUGAGCUAUCCUCGUAAACAACCUGUCACAUCGAGUGCUACGGCGCAUCAUCAAACAAUUACGAAAGCUGUGAUAAAAACAAAACCGGUAGUGACGUAAUACCAUGAAUGCGGCGGCAAAAUGUAAACAAAAAUCAUAUGGUUGGCCUUCUAAUAAACAAGAACGAUGACAUUAUACCAGCAACAACAGGAGCAGCUAUUAAAAGCAGUCAUAGAUUUCCGCUUGAGCAAGUUUGCUGUGCUUGAAUGUGUGUGUUUGUGUGCGAGUGUGUCUGUAUUUGUAUUGCCGUCAAAGAAUUAGGUUUAAAAAGGAAAGUCAAAUAAAAUGUCCUGUUUGACACAACGGACCUUGGAUACGCAACCAAAAAUCAGUUUGUGAUUAUAAAAGGCAGCAGCUGGUUGUAUCCGAGAAGACGAAACGAGAAAAAAUAAUUCAUAGAGCAAAUCAAAGUUUUAACUGGAAAAAAAUCUGAAGUGAGCAAGAAAAAAUCUAGAACAAAAUUUUUCUUAAUGGAAAAGUGUCGAAGUUAUAUGUGUAAAAUUAAAAAGAAUUAAAAUUAUAGUGCAUGAAAAAUUGCUGAAAGGGAAAAAAGUUUUCUAAAAUCCCAUCAAAAAAAGAUGGAAGUGAAUUAUUGAAUAAAGUGGAGAAAAAUCAAUAAAUUAUUCAUUCAAGAAAAGUGCUUUAAAAAUUGUCAAAUGGAAAUGAAUUACGACUAUGUUUUCAUUUUACGUGGAAAAUGUUUUAUUCGUUGAAAAGUGUCCUGGAACAUUUAUUGGCCUGGUUUAUACUUAAAUUUUCCAUGAAUAUCUUAAAUUUUCUGGUCACACAAGUGCACCAAUCUCCAAACGUAGCGUAGAAAGUUCAUCAGAAACAAAAGAAAUUUCAUGAAAUGGAAAUGAAUAAAAUCGCCUAGAAGAGAAAUAUCAACAAAAGCACCACAUCGGGGUCGGUCAUAAUGAGAAAAUAAAUCAAUUUAGUACUCAUUGAACCAUCAGAAGAACACAAUCAAGGCGUAUAGUCGUCAUCAGAUUUGUGUGUAGUGUGCGUUUACAUUGGCCAUAGUUCAACGAUUAUGAUUUCAUAUUUUUGGUUUGAUUUGAGUUGAGUUGAAGGAGAAAUUGCAAUUCUUUUGCUUUGUUUCUAUUCUAGUUUGUUUUUUUUUGUGUCCCUUCGUUGUAACCAACAAUGGCUGAGUCAAUAUCUUCCACAACAUCGUCUUCGUGCCGUUUGGAUGACGGCAACUCACAUUCGGAUUCAAUUGUAUGCCAAGGAUUUUACAGUGAAUCUUCACAACCAACGGAGGAAGAUAUUCACGAUUAUGCCAAAACAAUUGGCAUUGACCCGGUAAAAGAGCCCCAUUUGCUUCAUUUGGCCAAGGAGGGUUUAAUGCGACCAUUGCCUGCCAACUGGCAAUUGUGCUCUGCCGAUGAAAUAGGAGAUCCUUAUUAUUACAACGUCAAAACGAAAAACACGCAACGCGAACAUCCUCUUAACGAAUACUAUCGUCAAUUGGUGAGACAAGAAAGGCAGCGUCACAAUGAGUUUCCUUUGAAAAUGGCCAUGGAUACGAAUGCGAAGCAGGAAGAAGUGGUGCCCCUGACACCAAGUGGUUCAAAAGUGGAUGUUUUUGGUAGAAAUGCACCGACCAGAAACAGUGUCAAGGCCAAGGCUUCGAUGUGGGAUCAAGCCUUUGAUGAGGUUUACAAUAAAGUUAUACACCAAGAGAAAGUGAAAAUGGAUCAGGGGAAAAAAGGAGCUGCACAAAGAAAACCUGAAAAUGGUGAUGUUGUCACAGAGGAGGCCACAGAUGCCUUGGAAACAAUGAGGGACAAUGAAGUGGCGGAGAAUGGCAAAAUUCCAAAGAAUGGUAAAUGCGAUGAACAUAUUGAGGAACAUGGCGCCACAGCCAAUCAUGAACACGAUGAAAAGGCCCAAAACAACUCGGAAUCCUCAUCAACUUCUUCUGGGCCCUCGGUAAAUUCCACCGGAGCCAUACCCAAACUCUAUGGCAGUUUGGCCUCUGGAUCCACAGCUAAUGGAAAUUUCAGUGGCAAUGUAAAUCGUUUUCUGGAAACUCGUUCCAAGAAUUUUCCCACAAAUUUCAAGAGUCAAACGCGUAAGGGCUUCAAUGUGAAGGCAGGCAAUGAAAAAUAUCCCAUUCUCAGUGCAAAGGAUAAGGAUUCCGACAACGAGCUCUUGAGUGAGAGCCUCACGGAGAGAAAGGGUUUUACAUUAUCCGGUACCGGAUCAAUGUUCUUGAAAUCUCGACGCCAUUUUGGUAUCACAUCCACCGAACCUCCGCUCAACUAUAAGGUGGUGGUUGAAGGUGAGGUGGGCACUCCACCCGGUUACAAAAGUAUCUUGCGUGAAACCGGCCUGGAGGAGGUGAAACGCCGCUGGCAACGGGAAUUUGCCAAGAGCGAUUUACGUGCCAUCUCCGAUACGGAUGCAGAUGAUAAGAAAAAUGUCCGUUUCAAUUUGGAAGAGGCGAAAAUUCCCAGUUCCAGUGAGGAAGAGCUUAAUGCUGAAAUGUCCUCCGAAUCGGAAGAUGAUGGUGUGGACGAUGUUGAGGAUCCUUGGGGCGACGAGGAGUUGGAUGAAUUCGAAGACUUGGAACAUGACGACGAAGAGGUAAAUGCCUGUGUUGGAAUUGGUACGCUACCCAUGGAGGCGGUUUCCUAUCAACGCAGCCUGAAUCCGUUCCUGAUGAACGAUGAGCGUCAAAUGAAGGACAUCAAAGUAACACCGGUUAGUAAAACUCAAACUAUACAAAUGCUUAAAGCUCAAAGUUUUUCUAUACACAUGAAGGCAAAGGAGGCUGGUGGUGGCGAGGAAGCAGCCGGCAGUGGGGCCAAGGACGGUGUCGUCAGCCAAAAUGCAGUCCAAUAUUUGGAUACACUAAAAGAGACGGCCACGGUUAAGCCUUUGUACGAAGACACCGAUUCCGAUUCAAAAGGUAGUUCCGAUCAUAGUAUUGUUAGCAAUAAGCCGGAAAUAACUAAUAUGGCCCACAGUCCUUCUAAUAAUCCCUUUGAAAUGGAUGAAGUGGUGGUGGAGGAGGAUCAAAAGCAUAUUGAAGUAGUAGUCAGGGCAAGUGAAAAAGCAGCGGUAAGAUCUUUCAAAGUGGCCUCCAAAUUGGUGGGUUUCCUACGGAAGGAUGUCGACAAGCCGGAUAGCUCCAGUAAGGACAAGGAAUCCGAUGAUAAUUCCUUUGAAAUGGACAAGGAUAGGCCUCUGUGGGACAAUGAAGAUGGUUAUGAGUCAGAAUAUCCUGGCAGUAAUCCAUUUGAUUUUGAAGAAUUGGCAAGGCGCCACAACGCGGAAUCCCACUCGGAGAAGAAAUCGCGGGGCCACAAACCCGAGAAAUCUUCAAUGCGCUCAUUUAGGGUGGCCUCCAAAUUGGUGAAUCUCCUGAAGAAGGACAACGAAAAGUCUUCGUCGGGUGAUACAAGCAAAGAAUUGGAAGCCCAGGUGGAAUUGCGGGAAUCGUUGGAGAAACAAAAACAACAACGCCUGAAAGAGGAACGGGAGAAACUGGAGGAACAAUUGCAACAGGAAAUCGGACAAAUCAAAAAGGAGCACGAGCAAAAAUUGCGCAGCAUACGAGAGGAGUACGAUUUGCGCCUGGAGGCAUAUCGCCAAGAAACCGAAGAGGCGUUGAAACUGGAAAUGUCCGAAUAUUGUCAUCAAAUGCAGGAGGAAUACGACACAAAGCGCAAGGCAGUCGUGGAUGAACACAAAUCCCAGAUGGCCACGGUGCAAAAGAAUCAUGCCGAACUCUUGGAAGAACUUGAACGGGAUUUGAAGAGUGAAGAAGAGAUGAUAAAGAAGGAACAUGCCACAAAGCUGCAGCAGAUGAAGGACAAACUCAGCGAUGAAUUGGAGGCGGAAAGACAGCGCAUGAAAGAGUCCGGCGAAGAGAGACUCUAUGAGAAGGUGCGUUGUGAGAAACGUUUGCUGGAGGACAAGUAUCGUUGCCUCAAGGAGAAAUAUGCUCGGCUCAAGACCGAAGUUAAGCUGUCGGUGGAGAGAAGAAAUCGUCGGCGUGAGGCCCAGGCGUUGCAGCAGAAGAAUAUGCACACCACCACCACUGGAUCGGAGACUGAACGUUCCACGUCGCACAGACCACCCGCAGCGGUCAACAGUGAACAUCGUUCCUCGGCAAUGGCCGCCCAAAGUGGGGGUAGUGGCAGUCAAGCUUCCAAUAAGCCACCCAUACCCACAAAAGCACACUUGGCGGCCGCCAAUAAAGAUCCUCCCUCAACAACGCUGACGGAACGCAACAGCGAACGUGUGGCAACGUCAAGUUCACGGCGACCCGGAGCUUCUCCCAAAUAUGCACGUCACCUGCGGGUGCAGGAUGACACCACAUCGGUUAGUCAGUCGGACACCACCAUAUCGAACAACUAUCCAAAGGGGAGGUAUCUGUUGGCUCCCACAUCCGCAUUGAGCGACAAUGGCAAUUCCGACUCGGAAGCAUUUGCCAGCAAUGUUGAGAACAACAACAACUCACGCAGAGGCAGUGGCGCUGGACCACCACCACAACGUAAGAAGCAAUUCACUCGACUCAAAUCGGCCUCAACAUCGCGUCUCAAUACCGACAAUGCGAAGAACGAACGACCCUGCACCCCAGUCGAGAAUUUACGCCAUCAACUGCAGAAACUCGAAGACUUGGAAGACCAACUACCCGACAAUGCCCUUGAGACGACAUACCAUCUGCGUUAUCCCUUCUCGGACAUAUCGAAUGCCGACUACGCGGCCGGCUCCAGUUCGGAGCUGGAAUUCUUCAAACAUCGCAUCCAUCUCGAAAGGGAUUCGGUACGCCGAGCUAAGGAGUCGUUGCGUUCGCAAAGAACUACCUUUAGAGCUAGACAGCGAGAAAUCAAGCAAAGGCACAACAAUCAGGCCACCCGACACAGUCUGGAACAAUUGAUACAGGAAGAGAAAGACCUCACCGAAAUGGAGGUGACACUGCACAGGACACGUGCCUUGUUGGGCGAGAAGGUGAUACGUCUGCGUCAUCUGGAACAGAGCGUAAUGCGUAUUUGCGACAAAGCCGGCAACAAGGCAUCGCUGGACUUGUUGAGUGUUGAGCCGGCAAAAGAAGAUGCAACUUUGAGUGAUUUGUCGUCUCAGUCUAGCUCCGGUUUUAGUAGUACCGAUUUGGCCAGCGGCGAUACCCAGAACUUGAAUAAGCGUCGCGAAUUUCAUAGCCUCGAGUCGAAUGAGUGCAUUAAGAAUUUGGAGAUUUUGAAUGCUGAGAUCCGGGAGAUUUUGGAUUUGCUGGGCAGGGGUGGACAGCCAACAGCAGGUUUGAAUAUACCCAUGAUACAGCCUGCAGAAUUGAAUUGGUCCCAUAUGAUGGGUUCUGCUGGCACAGCCCUGAGUCCAACACCAGAUCGCCGGGAAACUUUAAGACAACUAAGCUCCGGCAAUACCUCAACCAUUGAUCGUCUACAGAAUUCCAUUAUGGCGGCGAAAACGAUUGCCUCUCAAAAUCCCAAGGCCAUAAAUUACACCAACAGUUUGGUGGAGAGGACGCGAGACAUACGCAAUUGGCUGAAACAGGCCAAGAAUGAACAUGAAUUGGCCAGCCCAAAGUCAUUGGGCAUAACUAGUCCCAUACAGGCCAGCGGCCAGUUGACACCCAACAAUGCUUCGGGCAGUGAAGGUGGCAUUAGUCCCGUUGGAGCAGUUGGACCUUCACAGGCAAAUCCUUAAAUUUAAUUCAGCUAAAUUUACAAACAUGGAUACGGAGCAUACAUACGUGCAGAUGAUAGCCUAGAAGAUUGUGUUGUGAAAUGAUGGAACUAGAAUAGUAUCAUUGUAUUGGUGCCAAAGAAUUGAGUAUUAACUAAGUGAGGAAAUGGAAGAUUUUUUUU